This is a messenger RNA of Colletotrichum siamense, 417 nucleotides long. RefSeq lists its product as uncharacterized. The transcript is spliced from 2 exons. Lineage: Eukaryota; Fungi; Ascomycota; Sordariomycetes; Glomerellales; Glomerellaceae. Bases 1 to 417 code for a protein of 138 amino acids. The record is from RefSeq and is a predicted model, not a curated record.
AUGGCCCAGGCCUCGCCCUCGUGGCAGAGGCUGAUGGGGCUCCUGUCGGUGCUGCUGGCCAUGCUCCUCGGUCUCUCGGCCGAGAAGCAGGGUGCCGCCGCCGCCGGGUGCCCCGCUGAGAUUGUCUCGGCACCGGACAACACCUGGUCCGUCGACUUUGACAACAGGACCGACGUCUCUGAGACCCAGAGAGAGAGCUCGUACGUCGAGAGCCUGAGGGAGGAGUUUGAGAAGCUCGAGGCGACCGGCCUUGCCGGCACGGGCGCCGAAUCCAGCUUCGAAGACUUCACCGUCAAGAUCCCGGCCUCCUGCCUCAACGGCCCCGCCGCCAAGAACAAGCACGCUCCGCUCGAGCUCCCCGUCAGUCUCGCCAGUCUGCACCUGCGGACCGUCCAGACGUGGGCCAGCUACAUGUAA